CAGUAACUAUCGGUAGCUGUCAGUAGCUGUUUUCAAGUGAAUGUUGACAAAUGAAAUGACGCAAAGUCCGUGUGCUCACGUGUCGUUAUUUUAAUAAAUAAAUGUACAAUGUAAUAAUUCGAUAAUACAGAUUGUAUUUUUUGUAAGAUUUAAUUCUAAGUUGCAUUCUUAACACAAUGGAGGAGUUUCUACAAAACAUAGGAGUGGGAUUGCGUCCCAUAAACGAUCCAUUUUUCGAGGAUUCGUAUAAUUCUUGCAAGAUAUUUCAACGGAAAGGCAUCACUGUGGAAGACGACGAAGAGUUGUGUCACGAAGUUAUAAGAGAAUUUCCUUGUUAUGCCAGUGGUUGUAAAGCUACAUUUCAAACGCUACUUGAUUUUGAGAUGCACUACAAUACUAAUCAUCGUUACGUUUGUAUAGAGUGCAAGAAGUCCUUGCCAAAUCCUAGACUGUUAGAUAUUCAUAUUCAAGAAACUCAUGACAGUUUCUUUCAAGUUUUAUCAUUAAAGCAACCAAUGUAUCAGUGCUACGUUUCUGAAUGUGAUUUAAAGUUUAUUAAUCCUGUUGAAAGAAGAAAGCAUUGCACGAGUGUACAUAAGUUUCCUAAAAAUUUUCGAUUCGACAAUGCUUCACGUUAUGCGAAGAAAGAGCCAAAAGACAAAAUGGAUAUAGAUGAGUCGGAACAUGAAAAGAAGGGGCAAAAAAAUAAAAUGGUUCGGUUAAGUAAAAAUCAGAAAAGUAAAAUGUUCAUACCUGGAAUGAAAAGUGCAGCAAUGUCUAAUUUAAAUGAGAAUCAACAGAGUUCGAAUCCUAUCUCUGGAACGUCAUCCCUAACUUUUAUUCCUCGACAAAUAAAAAACUCGUACACGAAUGCGCUCACUAAGAAUCAAAGUAAUGAAAAAAAUGUUCUCGAAACAGAAACUAUGAUGGAUUUGGCUGAAUCGCUACCUACGUGAUAAUAUCUGUUAAAUUAGCGAUGAAUUUCAUACAAAAACGACAAAAAUUUUGUUUUAUAAAUGACACUCUUUUACUAUAAAUAUAUUUUAAAUAUCGCAACAAUAUCUAUAUGUACAAUGCGGCUUACAAAACUAGACGUCUUAUAUCGUUUCUACCCAUUCUCACCUAUUUACAUGAUUCCCCCUGCCCGUUUUAUUUAAUAUAUAAAUUCGGUUGUUUCACUAUGAUCGUAUAAAAAUACUUAAAGUUCCAUAUUUUUGGUAAAGCUAAUAUCAGAUAGCCUAUUCGGCGCAAUCUUCGUUACGUUAUAAAUGACUUGGUAAUCUCAACAACUUUGUCAAUUACUGUAACAGUACUGAAUGGCACAAAAAUUCAUACAUCCUCGAACAAUUUAGUUCCUAGAUACUAAUACUACAUCAUCAGAAACGCUUUUUAUACAAUACACAACGACGACAUGAAUCCGAGAAUUUUACUUAAUCCGUAAGAAAUGUAUCUUGAAAAUAAAAAAAUAAUUACAAGAAGAAAAAA
Messenger RNA from Hylaeus volcanicus, 1485 nucleotides. RefSeq names its product zinc finger protein 511. The record is from RefSeq and is a predicted model, not a curated record. Lineage: Eukaryota; Metazoa; Arthropoda; Insecta; Hymenoptera; Colletidae. The coding region runs from base 177 to 956 and encodes 259 amino acids. The transcript has 3 exons.